Messenger RNA from Calliphora vicina (urban bluebottle blowfly), 890 nucleotides. Its product is annotated as calaxin-like. Gene Ontology annotation, molecular function: calcium ion binding. The record is from RefSeq and is a predicted model, not a curated record. The transcript has 3 exons. Lineage: Eukaryota; Metazoa; Arthropoda; Insecta; Diptera; Calliphoridae. Bases 184 to 864 code for a protein of 226 amino acids.
UGAAAAAAAAGAUAAAUAUUUAUGUAUAAAUAUUAAUAUUUAAACAUCAAAUAGUAAUAAACAAACUUUUACUUCUGGCCAGAUAAAUUGCAAGAGUCAGAAACAUUACAAGAAACAAAUAUUUAACAAAUAUCUUUGCAGCAGACAAAUCGUGAGAGUGUGUGAGUGUGUGCAACUGCAACAAUGAAUAAACUUGAUGCAACAUUAGAUGAUGUGCAAAAUACGCGUUUCAGCAACAUUUACCAUGAUUUGAUCAAACAAAUGUCAAAGCAAACUCAAUUCACCGUAAUGGAAGUGCAAAGCAUACUCUUGGUUUAUCACAAGUUUGUCUUGGCCAACGGGCCCAAGGCCAAAGCGAUGACCAAAAAACAAUUCAAUAAUUUAUUCUUGGUUUUGUUUAAAGUUUACGAUUUGCAAAUAAUCGAAAGGAUUUUAAUGCUCAUAACGUCGGACUUGAAAAAGGAGGUGGAUCCCAUAGCCUGGGUGAAAUUAUUUUCAGUGUUUAUGUCCAAUAAAUUGGAGCAGAAAAUGAAGUUUACCUAUCAGAUUUAUAAUGUGGGUGCCACGGGUUCUUUGACACGCGAGAAUGUUACUUUGGCUGUGGAGAAAUUUUUCACAGGGGACGAUGAAGAUGAGGUCAAUGAAUUGAGAUCGGACAUGGUUGAAUUAUUGUUUCGCAAAUUCGAUGUCGACAAAGAUGGUUUGAUUUCUUAUGAUGAUUAUGCCGCCGUUGUUACCAAACAACCCAUGUUGCUGGAGUUUUUAGGUCAAUGCUUUCCAAAUGUUGAUGGCAUGACUGUCAUUGCUUAUUGUGCCAAUAUUUUAUCGAAAAUCUCAUUUCCCAAAUCGAAUAUUGAGGAGUGAAUUUUAUGAAUGAAUGAAUAAAUGAU